GCCAACUCGGCAGUCGGGGUGUCGGCGGUGGCAUUUUGUGCGGGUCCCCGCGGUGGGCCCCGCCCCCGUCGCCGGUCCCGGCCGCCCCGUCGGUCCGGUCCUGCCCUGCCCUGCCCCGUCCCGGGCCGGGGCGGGCCGGGCCCGCGCAUGCGCCUCCCGCUGGUCCCGCUGGUCCCGCUCCUGCGCCUGGCUCCGUCGCCGCCGCCGCCGCCCAUGAAGCCGCUCGUCGUCUUCGUCCUGGGCGGGCCCGGCGCCGGGAAGGGCACCCAGUGCGCCCGACUCGUGGAGAAGUAUGGCUACACGCACCUUUCGGCCGGGGAUCUCCUCCGAGCCGAGCGGAAGAGGCCCGGCUCUCAGUACGGCGAGCUCAUUGAGAAGUACAUCCGGGAAGGAGAGAUCGUGCCAGUGGAGAUAACCAUCAGCUUGCUGAAGAGGGAGAUGGAUGAAACCAUGGCCGCCAACAUCCAGAAGAGCAAAUUUUUGAUCGAUGGCUUCCCCAGAAACCAGGACAACCUCCAAGGCUGGAACAAGACCAUGGAGGGGAAAGCGGACGUGGCUUUUGUUCUCUUCUUUGACUGCGACAACGAGGUCUGCAUUGAGCGCUGUCUGGAGAGAGGCAGGAGCAGUGGGAGAAGUGAUGACAACAGAGAGAGUCUAGGAAAGAGGAUUCAGACCUACCUGCAGUCCACCAAGCCCAUCAUCGACCUCUAUGAGAAAAUGGGAAAGGUCAGGAAGGUGGACGCCUCCAAAUCGGUGGAUGAGGUGUUUGACAAAGUCGUGACUAUCUUUGACAAGGAAGGCUAGCCCCGAACCCAACACCUGUUGGAAAUCACCCUCGUCUCCCACUCUGUUAGCUGCUACCACAGUCCUUCCUUUUUCCUUUCCUUUUUCUCUCCCCAAUUCAUUGGUUUAAACUUUUUAGAUCUCUCACUCUGGUGGGUGGCUGGACAAAAAUCGAUCUUAGAUGAAGUUGUUUAUGAAUCGUUAGUCCCUUCUUGUGGCUCCCUUAAGCAGUCCCCGGGUUCGGUGAUGAAGACCCCGUGGCUUGAAUGGUGCUUCGCUUUCUCUCCGGAAAGAGGGAGUCACCUCACAGUCCGCCUCGGGGAGAGCUGGACCAGACAGGGUUCCCGGGGCUGGGGGGUCCCCAUGACAUAUUAAAGAGAAUUUGAACCUGC
Tachyglossus aculeatus (Australian echidna) is the source of this 1175-nucleotide messenger RNA. It is a transcript of the gene CMPK1, whose product is annotated as cytidine/uridine monophosphate kinase 1. The record is from RefSeq and is a predicted model, not a curated record. The coding region runs from base 148 to 804 and encodes 218 amino acids. Gene Ontology annotation, biological process: 'de novo' pyrimidine nucleobase biosynthetic process; CDP biosynthetic process; UDP biosynthetic process. Gene Ontology annotation, cellular component: nucleus; cytoplasm. The transcript has 6 exons. Lineage: Eukaryota; Metazoa; Chordata; Mammalia; Monotremata; Tachyglossidae. Gene Ontology annotation, molecular function: UMP kinase activity; ATP binding.